UUUAAGGUUCCCUGUCACUGUGAGCGGCUACUCGAAGGUGUAAAUAAGAACAAAAGCCGAUCUAUGCUGAAUAAAGUUGGCCGCGAGGGAAACGUUUCUUUUCUCUUGCGUCUCGCGACGCCCACAUUUUCCUCGCGUCACGAGAACUGCGCCAACAACCAACGAAAUCACGCGAGAUGUGGAUCUUGACUUGUGAUUGGCUCGUUUGAACUCCGCAAAUAUUUAAACCUUUUCUGGGUAGAAAGCGGCGCUCCGACCGCGGUGGCUGUAGGAGCGCGAGCGAUCGGCGGCCGACUGAACCGGAACGGCUUUUUACGGUCAUCAGUCCUUGUUGUGUAGGAGAAAGUCCUCGGAAAGAAGCAGAAGACGUUCCAGAACGCGAUCGACUCCGCGGACCUGCUGCUGCUGCCGGACCGACGACGACAUGGACGUGCAGAACACGGAGCUCCCCGACAAGUACGAGUUCGACGCGCCGUCCCACGUCGUGGACGUGAGGAGCCUGGACCUGGAGGACCGUGCGGACCAGUGGUUCGAUGAGAAGGUGGCGGAGACGCGGAACAAGCAGGCGGAGAAGCCGAGGGCGGUGGUGUCCCCCCGGAGGAACACGGAUCGUGCCUCCGCAGAACCCGCUGCCGACAAACAGAAUCGAGAUUCUUCUGCUGUUCCUUCAAACAUUGUGACAUCCUGGGGCGACAGCAAGCAAUCGGCGGCAAAGCUGCCGCAAAGGAAAGGGCCGCCAGCACAGCCCCGCAGGCUGUCAAAGCGGCGGGAGAUGGCCGUGCAUGAGGAGAGGAGGAAGCGUGCAUCUGCAGCCACUGCCAGCACUCCACCCAACAAGAAGCAGAGAAGAAGUGUGAGAGCACUGCCUCUGAGAAGUGCCUUUCAUCAGCGAAGAAAUGUGAGCCAAAAGAACAUGGAGGAGCAGGAGAGCACAGAGGUUCUGGACCAAGAGAUGACCAAACCACUCAAGGGCUCAACCAGUGUCAAGACUGCCAUAGCGGGCAGUCAGCCAGUGAAGAAGGCAGUGCUGAGCAUCACAGUCCCAAUGGACUUCCAGUUUCGCACAGAUGAUCGGCUAAGGGCCGCGGACUGUGCCGGUGAUGGAGCUCACGGGCCAGUGGAUUUCGCGGCACAGCUCCGUAAACGCCGGUCUUCUCCAGGCAAGGCAAGGGGACCCAGAAGAGCUACAGUACCAAAACCCUUCAACCUGUCUGCUGGCACAAAGCGCAAAUUUGAGGAUACCUCACCCUAUGUGCCCAUGGCCCAGCAGGUGGAGCUGUUCCAGAAACGCACACCAGCUCGCUACCACCUGCACAGUCGUCAAAGGGAUGAGAGAGGUCCCUCACCAGUGAAGAAUGACGCACUCAAGAUCACAAACCCCCAAACUCCUCAGCUGAUGACCAGGCAGAGGGGACGUCCAGUGACUGUCAAGAGCACAGCAGAAAUUGAGGCUGAGGAGCUGGAGAAGAUCCAACAGUUCAAGUUCAAAGCAGCGGAGCUCAACAGGAAGAUCUUGGAAGGGGCCAUGGUGCCCAAGAAGCCACCUCCACGUGAGCCCACGCAGCCAGAAGGCUUCCAGCUGGAGAUCGAGCGCAGACUGCAGGAGCGGCAGGCAACCAGGAAGCCAGAGGAAGCGGAGGACCACACCUUCCGCUCUAGGCCCCUUCCUACUCGAAUUCUGGAGGACGUAGUGGGCGUCCCAGAGAAGAAGGUGCAGAACCCUACAGUUCCUGAAUCUCCAGCCUUUGCUCUCAAGAACCGUGUAAAGAUGGAGCGCAAAGUGGAGGAGGUAAAGGCUGCCCCCCCAGUCAGGGCAAAUCCUGCCCCCCACUUUGGCCUGCCCUUCCAGCCCAAGCUGCCAGAGAUGCGGCAUGUGGAAAUGUGUCCCUUCUCGUUUGAGGCCCGCGAGCGGGAACGCCAGGCACUGAAGGAGAAGCGGCUCGAACAGAUGAGGAAUGAAGAGGUCCCCAAGUUCAAGGCCCAGCCGCUGCCGGACUUCCACGAGGUGCACCUUCCUGAGAAGAAGGUCAUUGAACCGACUAAGGUGGAGCCCUUCCGCCUCCUUGCUGAUGAACGUGGGGCAGCAAAAAGCGAACGGUGGGAGCAGAUGAUGAAGGAAGAACUGAGACAGCAGGUGGAGGCUGCGAACUUCAAGGCUCGGCCCAACAUGGUCACCUCGAAGGAACCCUUUGUGCCCAAGAAGGAGAACCGCUCUGUGCUGGAAGCGGUUUCUCACCCCACAGUGCCGGAGGGCUUCCAGCUCUCCACGGAGCGCCGUGCCAAGGAGCGCCAGGAGUUUGAGCGCAGCCUCUGCGAGAGGGAGGCCCAGCGGGCACGUAUGGAGGAGCAGGAGAGACGGGAGUGGGAGGAGAAGGAGAAGGAGGAAAUUGCUCGUCUGCGACAAGAGCAGGUGCACAAAGCACAGCCCAUCAGGCGCUACAAGCAGAUGGAGCUGAAGAAGAGUGAGGUCUCUCUCACUGUGCCCCAGUCCCCAAACUUCUCCAACCGCUUCCGCAUGUGAUGCAUUUUAAGACGACACCCAGGAGAUGUUCUGCAUGUUUGUGAACCCAUCCUCACCUUCCUUUGUAUGAAGGAAGGUGUCCCCACCUGACCUGCACACACCCUCUAGUCUGCAUUACUCAGCUGUCUCCUCUGUAAAUUGUACUUUGAC
Scleropages formosus (Asian bonytongue) is the source of this 2671-nucleotide messenger RNA. It is a transcript of the gene tpx2, whose product is annotated as TPX2 microtubule nucleation factor. Gene Ontology annotation, cellular component: microtubule; spindle. Gene Ontology annotation, biological process: activation of protein kinase activity; regulation of mitotic spindle organization. Bases 425 to 2521 code for a protein of 698 amino acids. The transcript has 17 exons. Lineage: Eukaryota; Metazoa; Chordata; Actinopteri; Osteoglossiformes; Osteoglossidae. The record is from RefSeq and is a predicted model, not a curated record.